Trypanosoma grayi is the source of this 1446-nucleotide messenger RNA. Its product is annotated as putative membrane transporter protein. Gene Ontology annotation, cellular component: membrane. Gene Ontology annotation, biological process: xenobiotic detoxification by transmembrane export across the plasma membrane. The record is from RefSeq and is a predicted model, not a curated record. Gene Ontology annotation, molecular function: antiporter activity; xenobiotic transmembrane transporter activity. Lineage: Eukaryota; Euglenozoa; Kinetoplastea; Trypanosomatida; Trypanosomatidae. The transcript has a single exon. The coding region runs from base 1 to 1446 and encodes 481 amino acids.
AUGCCUCUGGCUGAGAAGCUGCCGCCUGUGAACGAUUAUGACUGGGAUGACCAUCCAGAGCCUUCACCGAGGCGACUCUUUCAUGAGUUACUCCGCAUCGGGUUGCCUCUGUCAGCGUCGCAGCUCUCACAAUUUAGUUUUCUGAUUGUCAUGUUCUUUUUCGCAGGUCAUAUUGGAGUCCAUGAGCUCGGUGGGAUCUCCAUUGCACUUGGUAUAUUGAAUGCGACUGGCUUCGCUUUUGGUAGUGGACUUUGUGGAGCUCUAGAGACACUCUUGUCGCAUUCCUACGGCAUGGACCCGCGGAGCACAAUGUACGGCAUUUAUGCGCAGCGCAUGUUUCUCAUUCUCAUGUUGUUUGCCAUUCCCCUGGCCUUUCUCUUGUGCCUCUUGGAGCCUAUAUUGAAGGCUAUUGGAGAGCCUGAUGAAGUAGCGGCGGAUGUGGGAACAUUUUGCUUUAUCUCUGUCUUGGGACUACCGUCUAUAAUGCUGCUAGAGCUUCUUCGCCGGUAUUAUGCAAGUCAGCAUUGCUCAAAUCCUGUAUUCGUUGUACUAGCUGUUGCAGCAUUGAUCAACCCUCUUUUACAGUACAUAUUUGUUAGUCUUUGGGGAUACAGAGGAAUCGCGGUGGGGUGGGUGCUUUUGAUGGUUGGCAUGGAUGCUGCACUUCUUGCCUAUCUGUGGUUCAGUGGCUUAUAUCGCAACACGUGGGGUGGUUGGAGCAGUGCGGCCCUGCAAAACUGGGGCCCCCUGUUGAGGCUCGCCAUUCCAUCCCUCGGCAUGGCAUUCAGUGAGUGGACUGCAAUGGAGGUAAAUUCUGUGUGUGCUGGAUUUUUGACCUCUGUAGAGCUGGCUGCGUAUGCCAUUAGUAGCCAAGUUGCAAAUGUUUGCUGGAGUGCGGUGUCUGGCUUUUUCAUGGCCACUACCGUCUUGGUGGGGAACUCUGUGGGCGAGGGAUAUCCGCAACUUGGAAAGAAAUAUGCCAUCAUGUCCUCUGCUCUUGUGCUGGGGAUGGCUUUUUUCAAUGCCUUCGUCGUCUAUAGCUACAGAGAGCAAGUUGCAUAUAUUUUUACGGAAGAUGUUGAAGUUGUGGCCAUUUUCGUGGAAUUAACACCCUUAUUUUUGUGUUUCCACGUCUUGGAUACAAUGCAGUGCAAUUUUCUCGGCAUAUUGCGUGGUUGUGGUCUACAGGUUACGGGCGUUAUCAUUGUUUUUGUGAGUCUUACAAUCAUAGGUACCCCGCUGGGACUCUAUCUUUUAUUCCACUUUCACUACGGUGUCAAAUCAUUGUGGAUAGGGCCUGUGGUAGGGUGUUCAUUGGUGGGAAUACCCGCAUAUUUUUUUGUUUUUUUCCGUCGUAUUAAAUGGGACACCCUGCGACCGCAGCUGGAUGAAGUAAAAGGAGCCAGCACCAAGCAGCUAGUGGUUCUAUCGGAUGCAGAGGCAUAA